CCGAUGUUCGUCUCCAUGGGAACCAGAAAAAUAGUAUUGCUAUUCAUUGUAUACUUAACCUUAAACAUCUUAUACGAAAAGAGUGACAAAUAUCGGAGAAAUUCGUGAAAGAUACACAUAAUUUGCCAUGAUUAGGAUAUCAAUUUUUAUGUUAUUUUUGAUAAACUUUUACACCACACUUUGCCAGGAUGUUGAGAUUGAUGCAAAUGGCUACAUUGUUUACUGUCCCUGCAUGGGCCGCUUUGGUAACCAGGCAGAUCAUUUUCUAGGAGUCCUCGGAUUCGCCCAGGCUUUGAAUCGUACUCUAGUAUUACCGCCAUGGGUUGAAUAUCGCACUGGAGAGACAAGAUCUGUGCAAGUACCAUUCAAUACUUAUUUCAAUAUUUCUCAAGUACAAAGUUGCCACAAAGCAAUAUUAAUGGAAGAUUUUAUGAAAGAUAUUGCGCCGAAGAUAUGGCCAUCUGAAAAAAGAACAUCUUUUUGUUAUGAAGCUCGUGUAGGUAGCAACGGAACAUCUUGCAAUGCGAAACAAGGGAAUCCAUUUGGUCCCUUCUGGGACACAUAUAAUAUAGAUUUCGUUAAAUCAGAAUUUUACAAACCACUCCAUUAUCAUGACGUAUAUUAUACCCAGACGAAACAACAGUGGAAUCAGUAUUAUCCAGCUGAAACUUGGCCAGUAUUGGCAUUCACGGGUGCACCCGCCAGUUUCCCAGUCCAACCUGUGAACAAGCCUCUGCAGAAAUGUCUCAAUUGGAAUAACGAUAUCUUGAAUAAAGCGAAGGCGUUUAUAAAGAAAACAUUGCCGAGGGGCGCGUUUGUUGGCAUACAUUUGCGAAAUGGGAUCGAUUGGGAACGCGCCUGUGAACAUAUACCAUCUGCGCCGGAUCUUUUUGCUGCUCCUCAGUGUCUCGGUUAUCAAAACGAACGUGGCAAAGCAACCCUCUCGAUGUGCUUACCAUCGUUUGAUGUAAUAAUAAUUCAGCUGAAGCGUGUUAUUCGCAACGGCAAAGAUAUCAAAUCUGUGUUUGUAGCGUCUGACAAUGAUUACAUGUUGGAUAGACUUGGAGAAGCUUUGUCGCGAAUGGAGAUAUCUGUGUUCCGACAAAGACCACCAGUAUCCUCGCAUUUGGAUCUGGCCAUUCUCGGAAGAUCCAAUUACUUCAUAGGAAAUUGCAUUUCUUCUUUCACCGCUUUUGUGGCCAGAGAAAGAGAGGUCAGAGGAUAUCCUACAUUUUUCUGGGGUUACCCUCCCAAAACCAGAAUAGAACUGUGA
Molecule: messenger RNA, 1273 nt
Organism: Atta colombica
Lineage: Eukaryota; Metazoa; Arthropoda; Insecta; Hymenoptera; Formicidae
Gene: O-fut1
Product: GDP-fucose protein O-fucosyltransferase 1
Exons: 7
Coding region: 128-1273 (381 amino acids)
Biological process (GO): Notch signaling pathway; protein O-linked glycosylation via fucose
Molecular function (GO): peptide-O-fucosyltransferase activity
Source: RefSeq, a predicted model, not a curated record